Periophthalmus magnuspinnatus is the source of this 2036-nucleotide messenger RNA. It is a transcript of the gene paf1, whose product is annotated as PAF1 homolog, Paf1/RNA polymerase II complex component. The coding region runs from base 154 to 1761 and encodes 535 amino acids. Gene Ontology annotation, molecular function: RNA polymerase II complex binding; chromatin binding. The transcript has 14 exons. Lineage: Eukaryota; Metazoa; Chordata; Actinopteri; Gobiiformes; Gobiidae. The record is from RefSeq and is a predicted model, not a curated record. Gene Ontology annotation, biological process: transcription elongation by RNA polymerase II. Gene Ontology annotation, cellular component: Cdc73/Paf1 complex.
AGGGGGCGUUUCUCCGUUGUUCGCUUCACCACGAGCGCCAUCCUGUCCGCCGUCGUAGCAAAAAUAAAGACACAACAUUUAUGCUUCUCGGACAGGUUACAAGACAUUUCUUUUAGUCGGCACAUCAGGGUCUAAAUUUGAGCUGCCUGAAACAUGGCGCCGACCAUUCAAACUCAGGCCCAGCGCGAGGACGGACACAGCAGGCCGUCCUCUCACAGGACUGUCCCUGAGAGGUCAGGAGUCGUCUGCCGUGUGAAGUACUGCAACAGCCUCCCUGACAUCCCCUUUGACCCCAAAUUCAUCACAUAUCCAUUUGACCAACACAGGUUUGUACAGUAUAAGGCGACCUCUUUGGAGAAGCAACACAAACAUGAGCUUCUGACUGAACCAGACCUAGGAGUCACCAUUGAUCUCAUAAACCCUGAUACCUACCGCAUAGACCCCAGCAUAUUGUUAGAUCCAGCUGAUGAGAAACUGCUGGAAGAAGACAUCCAAGCUCCAUCCAGUUCAAAGAGGUCACAGCAACAUGCAAAAGUUGUUCCAUGGAUGAGAAAAACGGAGUACAUUUCCACAGAGUUUAACAGAUACGGUGUCUCUAAUGAGAAAGUGGAAGUCAAGAUUGGAGUUUCUGUCAAACAACAAUUCACAGAAGAAGAGAUUUACAAAGACAGAGACAGUCAGAUUUCGGCCAUUGAGAAGACAUUUGAGGAUGCACAGAAAAAUAUUGCUCAGCACUACAGUAAACCUAGAGUUACUCCUGUAGAGGUAUUACCCGUGUUCCCAGAUUUUAAGAUGUGGAUCAACCCCUGUGCUCAAGUUAUUUUUGACUCUGAUCCUGCUCCAAAAGACAUAUCAGGACCCGCGGGAGUCGAAAUGAUGUCCCAGGCCAUGAUUAGGGGCAUGAUGGAUGAAGAAGGUAAUCAGUUUGUGGCCUACUUCCUGCCCAAUGAAGAAACUCUUCGGAAACGCAAAAGAGAUUGUGAGGAGGGCGUGGAUUAUAUGCCCGAGGACCUGUAUGAUUACAAGAUCGCCAGAGAAUACAACUGGAAUGUUAAGAACAAAGCCAGCAAGGGUUAUGAAGAAAACUACUUCUUCAUCUUCCGAGAUGGCGAUGGUGUUUAUUAUAAUGAACUUGAAACUAGAGUGCGUCUAAGUAAGAGAAGAGCUAAGGCAGGAGCACAGUCCACCACAAAUGCUGUGCUGGUUUGUAAGCACAGAGACAUGAAUGAGAAAGAACUUGAAGCACAGGAAGCUCGUAAAGCUCAGUUGGAGAACCAUGAACCAGAAGAUGAAGAGGAAGACAUGGACAUGGAUAAAGACAUGCAGGACUCUGGUGAUGAAAAAGAGAAGGGAAGUGGCAGUGAUGGGGACAACUUUGGCAGCGAUUCCGAAGGAGAAGAUGAAGAGCAGGAGCAAAGAGAAGAGGAUGAGGAGGAAGAGGACCGAGGGAAGCGGAGGAGGAAGAGCAGUGGCAGUGGCAGUGAAAGUGGUGAGGAGCGCACCAGAGAGAUGCGAGAUGAAGAGGAAAUCUUUGGCAGCGACGAUGACAGUGAUGAAAAUGAGCCCAAGAACUCAGUGCGGAGCAGCGGAGAUGAAGGCAGUGGCAGUGAGGAUGAGGGGGCAAACAGAGGAGGCAGCAGAAGUCGGAGUGCUUCUCCAGCUCACAGUGACCACAGCAGUGCCCAUUCAGAGGCACGUGCUCAGAGCGCCAGCGGCAGUGAGCAUGCUUCAGACUCUAGUGAUGCCAGUGACAGUGAAUAAAGUCUGUACGCAGGGAAACUCUGAUGAACAGAUACCACUGCAAUUUCUCUCUGCUCCUUACACACCCAGGUGACUUCAUCGCUAGUUGCAACAUUAAUCCAUUCUUGGGGGGGUAUUCUCUUAAUUACAGCUAAUGAUUAUUAAGGAACAUUUAGUCAAAAUGCCUUUUUUUUGUAGAUUCAAACAUUUUGAAGAACCAUGUAAAUGUCUAUACCCUCCUCCUGCCACUGUGGUACAACUUUGUAAUUAAUAAAAUGCGGGUGACGUUUUCUACA